AUGAACAGAAUAGGAGUCACGAUUCUCGUGCUCUUCGCCGUUCACUUUGCACUAAGUUUCGGUCAGUCAAGCAUAAUUCUGGUGAAGGUCAGCUGGGAUCAGUCUGCCUUAUCGUCUUUACUAAUGACCUUCAGCUCGGCGAGAAUGCCUCAAUUCCUCUUCCGGCCGGAGCCACCUACAGAAGGUCAGUUCAAAAUGUCGAUUCGAAUUUAGAAGAGCACAUUUACCGGGUGUGCAAUAAGAAGAACAAGGCCAAGUGUGGCUACUGGGAGAAUGUGAAAGUGAGUGAGAAAAAAAUGGAAGCGAGUGAAAUCGAGUGGACAAUUUUUUCAGACGAAGAAGAAAGUGGCAUCUGGAGCAACGACGUAUAAUAAAGGCAAGAAAGCGUUGAUUGUGAAGAAGAUGAGAGAAACUGAUUUCGGAACAUAUAUGACUGGGAACAAGAAAAAGUCUUAUCAGGUUAUCAAGCUGAAUAUAAAAGGUUGA
Molecule: messenger RNA, 486 nt
Organism: Caenorhabditis sp. 36 PRJEB53466
Lineage: Eukaryota; Metazoa; Nematoda; Chromadorea; Rhabditida; Rhabditidae
Source: the annotation of a GenBank genome assembly